Messenger RNA from Thlaspi arvense, 3395 nucleotides. NCBI's taxonomy places the organism in Eukaryota, Viridiplantae, Streptophyta, Magnoliopsida, Brassicales, Brassicaceae. The record is from the annotation of a GenBank genome assembly.
ACAACAAUCUCUCCACUGUCUCUUUAUGUUCUUUCUGAUACCAAAUCCAAAGCAAAACAAAACCACAGAAUCAAUAUCCUCUUCCUUUCUCAGAUUUUAAAUUACUCCAUUCAUGAAACCAUCAGCUUCCAGAUUUUCUUUUACUUUCUCACACUUUCUCGCACUCUACUGUCUUCUCACACAGACCCAUGUAGCUCAAGGAUCCCAUCAAUGGCAAUCUCCAAUCAAAACCGUCGUUGUUUUGGUAAUGGAGAAUCGAUCUUUCGAUCACCUCUUAGGAAAUCGGUUAACCCGUCGAUAGACGGUGUUACGGGUCAGGAAUGUAACCCGGUUCCGAAUUCUACCCAAACCAUUUGCUUCACUAGUGAUGCUGAGUUUGUGGAUCCGGAUCCGGGUCAUUCGUUUGAGGCUGUGGAGCAACAGGUAUUCGGGUCGGGUCAGAUCCCGUCCAUGAUGGGUUUCGUUGAGCAAGCGUUUUCGAUGCCGGGAAAUUUGUCGGAAACGGUCAUGAAAGGCUUCCGGCCUGAAGCUGUACCGGUUUAUGCGGAGUUGGUUAAAGAAUUCGCUGUGUUUGACCGGUGGUUUUCUUCGAUUCCCGGUCCGACUCAACCAAAUCGGUUAUUCGUCUAUUCGGCUACCUCACAUGGUUCCACAAGCCAUGUCAAGAAGCAACUCGCUCAAGGGUAUCCACAAAAGACGAUAUUCGAUUCGCUCCACAAUAACGACAUUGAUUUCGGAAUAUACUUCCAGAAUAUUCCGACGACAUUAUUCUACCGUAAUCUCCGACAGCUAAAAUACAUUUUCAAAUUGCAUCAAUACGAUUUGAAAUUCAAGAAAGACGCAGCACAAGGAAAGUUACCGAGCUUAACCGUCAUCGAACCGAGGUAUUUCGACCUGAAGGGCUUACCGGCCAACGAUGAUCACCCAUCGCACGAUGUGGCUAACGGUCAAAAGCUGGUUAAAGAAGUGUACGAGGCACUUAGGUCGAGUCCACAAUGGAACGAGACGCUACUAGUCAUAACCUAUGAUGAGCAUGGUGGGUUCUAUGAUCAUGUGAAGACUCCUUAUGUCGGUAUACCAAACCCGGAUGGAAAUACCGGACCGGCCCCUGGUUUCUUUAAAUUUGACCGGUUAGGUGUUCGGGUACCUACCAUUAUGGUUUCACCUUGGAUUCAGAAAGGAACCGUGGUGAGUGAGGCAAAAGGGCCAACAGAGAGCUCAGAGUAUGAGCAUUCAUCAAUACCAGCGACCAUCAAGAAACUCUUCAAUCUCUCUUCCAAUUACUUAACACAUAGAGAUGCUUGGGCUGCUACUUUCGAAGACGUGGUAUCUCACUUAACCUCUCCUCGAACCGAUUGUCCCAUGACUCUUCCUGAAGUUGCACUCAUGAGAGCCACUGAGCCUAAAGAAGACGCAGCUCUUUCUGAGUUUCAGAGCGAAGUGGUUCAACUUGCAGCGGUUCUCAAUGGAGAUCACUUCCUCAGUAGCUUCCCGGAUGAAGUUGGGAAGAAGAUGACUGUGAAACAAGCUCAUGAGUAUGUCAAAGGAGCUACUUCUCGGUUUAUACGAGCUAGCAAAGAAGCAAUGAAGCUAGGUGCUGAUAAAUCUGCCAUUGUCGAUAUGCGAUCUUCGCUCACUACACGGCCACGCAACCUAAUAACAACCAAAAGAAAAUCAAGAAUGAGAGGAAAAUAUCUUUAUUUACUAGUGCUUAUCAUUACCUUGGCCUCCUCCAAUGAAGUUGUUGCCAAGAACAAGUCUUCAGCACCUAAAUUAAGAAGAAGUGAUUUCCCACAAGAUUUCAUUUUUGGGGCUGCGACAUCAGCGUACCAGGUAGAAGGAGCUGCUCAUGAAGAUGGACGAGGACCAAGUAUCUGGGAUACAUUCUCUGAAAAACACCCAGAGAAGAUACAAGAUGGUAGCAACGGGUCAAUAGCAGGUGACUCUUACCGUCUUUACAAGGAUGAUGUGGCUUUACUGCAUCAGAUUGGCUUCAAUGCCUACAGAUUCUCAAUCUCUUGGUCGAGAAUCUUGCCUGGUGGGAAUCUAAAAGGAGGAAUCAACCAUGCUGGUAUUCACUAUUACAACAAGUUGAUCAAUAAGCUUUUGUCCAAAGGAAUCAAGCCUUUUGUCACAAUUUUUCAUUGGGAUACACCACAAGGCCUUGAGGAUGCUUACGGUGGGUUUCGUGGAGGAGAGAUCGUGAACGAUUUCCGAGACUAUGCGGAUAUUUGCUUUAAGAAUUUUGGUGACAGAGUGAAGCAUUGGAUGACAUUGAACGAGCCCUUGACUGUGGUGCAACAAGGAUAUGCUGUAGGUGUAAUGGCUCCAGGAAGAUGCUCCAAAUUCACAAACCCUAAUUGUACCGCCGGAGAUGGAGCCACCGAGCCUUACAUCGUCGGUCACAACCUCCUCCUCGCUCAUGGAGCAGCCGUCAAAGUCUACAGAGAAAAAUACAAGGCAUCUCAAAAAGGUCAAGUAGGUAUUGCUUUGAACGCGGGUUGGAACUUGCCCUAUACAGAAUCGGCCGAGGAUAAGUUAGCCGCGGCACGAGCCAUGGCCUUCACAUUCGACUACUUUAUGGAGCCGCUUGUGACCGGUAAAUACCCGGUCGACAUGGUCAACAACGUAAAAGACGGUCGCUUGCCUACAUUCACUGCACAGCAAUCAAAGAUGCUUAAGGGCUCAUAUGAUUUCAUUGGCAUCAAUUAUUACUCAUCUUCUUACGCAAAGGAUGUCCCUUGCUCCACCGAAAACGUUACAUUGUUCACUGAUCCUUGUGCAAGCGUCACAGGUGAAAGAGAAGGAGUUCCCAUUGGUCCAAAAGCUGCAUCGGAUUGGCUUUUGAUAUAUCCAAAAGGGAUUCGUGAUCUUGUCCUCUAUGCAAAAUACAAGUUCAAGGAUCCGGUCAUGUACAUAACCGAGAACGGGAGAGAUGAAGCUAGUAGAAACGGUAAAAUCUUGCUUAAAGACGGCGAGAGAAUCGAUUUCUACGUUCGACAUCUUGAGAUGGUUCGUGAGGCUAUCUCGGUUGGAGCCAAUGUGAAAGGAUUUUUCGCGUGGUCGCUGCUAGACAACUACGAAUGGGCAAACGGUUACACGGUCCGGUUCGGGUUGGUUUACGUAGAUUUCAAAGAUGGAUGUAAGAGAUAUCCCAAGAAAUCGGCUCACUGGUUCAGAAAGUUGUUGCAUCAAAAGAAAAGCAACUGAUGAGAUUUGUUUCGUUCUAUUUUAUCAGAUAUCUCCGUUAUUAUUAUUUUUUUUAGAAGUGAGAUUUAUAAUUAACUUAAUUAUUAUUGUUGAACCAGAAUAUCACCACUAGCGUUUUAAUUAAUGGUAGUUGUGGGUUUCGGAGAAUAAGAUUGUUUAUUAAUAACAACAAAGCGAAGUGAUCA